Adineta steineri is the source of this 2139-nucleotide messenger RNA. The record is from the annotation of a GenBank genome assembly. NCBI's taxonomy places the organism in Eukaryota, Metazoa, Rotifera, Eurotatoria, Adinetida, Adinetidae.
AUGAAACGAAGAACCAAUUUCGACAGUGUAAAAGUUCGCAAAUCUACUCGACGUUCUCGUCUUACUGACAGUAUUUAUGGAAGUGCAUUAAUGUAUCUUAAAUUUAUUUGUAUAUGGGGUGUUAUAAUGGCAGCUGAUUUUUUACUUGAAUUUCGAUUUGAAUUUCUUUGGCCAUUUUGGCUUGUUUUACGAAGUAUUUGCGAUUCAUUUAAAUAUCAAGGAUUGCUUUUUUCAAUAUUCUUUGUAUUUAUUGCAUUUAUAACUGAUCUGAUUUGUUAUAUAUUAUUGCCAAUUCAAUGGCUAUUCUUUGCUGCAAGUAGUUAUGUUUGGAUACAAUACGUUUGGCAAACAGAACGAGGUAUUUGUCUUGGUACAGUAGUUCUCUGGGUGCUUUUUGUAUGGCUCGAAGCAUCAGUAAGAUUACGUGAAAUUAAAACUAUCGAUCUCUGUCGACCAUUUGCUGCUCAUUGUAUCGGCUAUCCAGUAGUAACGUUAGGUUUUGGUUUUAAAACAUAUCUUGCGUAUAAAUGGCGAUUGAGGAAGCAACGUGAUGUACGUAAAGCGAAUGAAACAUAUACUCAGUUAAUCAAUCAAGCGUUACCAAUUGAAAUCCAACAAGAAGUAGAAAAAGAACGAUUAAAUCGAGAGAAAGGUACAUUUUCCGAGAAUUAUGAUGAUACAACACAAUCCAAUGUUGAUGGAAAUUAUCCCUCAACUCCACCGUCUUCAUCGACUAUUGUUACAAAUUAUAUUUCCAAUUCCUUAACAAAUAAUUCAACAAUUAAUAAUUCCCAAUCACAAUCAUCAACAUUUUGUACAGUUUCAAAACGUUCAUCAAAACUAAAUCAUUCUGAUGGAUUAUCUUCAUCUAAUUCAAAUUCAUUUGUACAGUCAACAACAACCACAGCGGCAGCAGCGCGUAAUAAUAAAAUUCAAACAAUGACAACAACUAAUGGACAUGAUGAUGGUUCAUUACCUUAUAAACAACAAAAACAGAAUUCAAUAUCAACAAAUCUUAAUACUACAAAUCAACAACAAAAGAAACAAUCACAAAAAUCUUCAAUUACACAACCAACAACGAAUAAUACACAAAGUCGACGACAAUCAAAAAAACAAGAACAACCUCAAACAAUAUCACGUGAUUCAUCAACUUCAUAUGUUAAUGGUUUUGGGAUGAAUACAUCAAAUGAAAAUUCAGAUAUAGAAAAAAAUCUUCAAAUAAAUAAAUUAGAAGCCGAUGUACAACGAUUAAAUCAAACAGUUGAAAAACAAAAAUCAGCAGAAACACAAUUACGUACACAAAUAACGGAUUUAAAAACUCUUCGAAAAGAUCUUGAAGACAUACGUAUAGAAAAUAAUGAUUUAAAAACAAAAUAUGAUUCUGUUAAUAAUCAACGGCAACGUGAUAAACAACGUUUAGUUGAUCUUGAACGAAAUUUAAGUGAUGAACGACAAAAUAAACAACGUUUAGAAACACAAAUAAAAACAGAAAAAACUGUAACUAAAAAACUUCAAGAUGAUCUAACAAAAUUAACUUUAACACCAACAAAAAAUGAAUGUACAGAACAAUGUUUAAAACGAAAACGUGAUCUAGAGAAUGAAACACGUGAUAUACGUCGAUUACUUAAUGACAAAGAUGAACGAAUUAAAUUGUUAGAUACUGAAAUCAAAACUCUUAAGUAUCGUGAAUCACAAGCAGAUACUGAAGUAUUGUUUCAACAUGUAACACAAUUACGAGAACGUAAUGCUCAAUUACAAGAUAAUCUUAGUGCGGAAACUCGAAUUAAACUUGAUCUCUUUUCUGCACUUGGAGAAGUUAAACGACAACUUGAAAUUGCGAAUAAUGCAGUUAGAGAAAAAGAACGUGAACUUAUUGCUGCAUUACAAUCUCAACAUUCGACACCUAAUUGUAUAUUUAAUGGUCAUCCUCAUUCUCAUUGUUCGACAUCAUCUGGACAUUCAUCACCGACACAUCAAUUAAUUGAUACGAAUAAUAAUCCGACAACAACAUGUUCAUCAAAUAUGUUUUAUCCACCAACUGCUGUUACACCACCACCACCAUUACAAAAUGCAACAUCCAAUCUCGAUCCAAAUGCUCAAGAUUUUUGUUUAUCAACACAUUCAAUAAGCAAUAAUUAG